AUGUUCUCCUCCGCGCUGAAGUCGUUUACCUCCAACAUCUCCUCUAAUUAUACGCUCUUGCCCUCUCCCUCUUCGACGUCGGGACCAUGGAAGAUCUUCGACGCGACCAAGAAAUCUACCGGAAAGCCCGCAUCAGUUUUUGUCUUCGAUAGAAAGAGCUUGGACCCGCAUGGUGGAGGGAGUUUCGGUGGGAAGAUGAAUGCCGCAUCGUUGAAAAGGGCACACGAUGAGGUUCUGGAGAGGUUGAAAAAGGAGGCGAGCUCCCUUGCGAGGCUGCGGCAUCCAAGUAUCCUAGAGCUAGUUGAGCCUGUGGAAGAGACCCGCAAUGGAGGGCUCAUGUUCGCAACGGAACCGGUCACGGCAUCUUUAGCGGUGAUGCUGCAGGAGAAGGAUGAUCAGGAGAAGGCCGGAGGAGUUGGUGGACGGGGUAGUCGAUAUGUCGUCGAGGAGGCGGAUGGGACAAAGAAGAGGAGGGAGCUCGAGAUCGAUGAGCUGGAGAUACAGAAGGGACUGCUGCAGGUCGGCAAGGGUCUUGAGUUCCUGCACGAAAGCGCGGGACUGGUGCACGGAAAUCUGACGCCUGACGCGAUCUUUGUAAAUGCUAAAUCUGACUGGAAGAUAUCGGGCCUUGGUUUCUGCAGUCCCCCAGAAAACUCCUCGAAGCCCACUUCUGUCAGCCCGAUUGCCCUGUCGGAGGUUCUCAAUUAUGAUCCCCGACUGCCACGCACUGUUCAGCUCAAUCUCGACUAUACCUCCCCCGACUUCGUCCUCGACAACAAUGUCACAUCUGCGGCUGACAUGUUCUCUCUGGGCUUGCUCAUCAUCGCUUUAUAUAAUUCUCCUCACCGCAGCCCGUUGGAGACUAAUGGGAACCUCUCGACCUAUAAGCGAGUCUUCUCUGUUCCAUCUGCCAUACCCAAUCAGUCCAACAACUUCCAAUCAUCUACACCACUGCCGAAGGAUGUAUUAUCAGGGUUGCUGCCAAGGAUGAUCACUAGGCGGCCGGCCCAAAGACUCAGCGCUCGCGAGUUCCAACAGGCGCAAUACUUCGACAACAUCCUUGUCUCGACUAUUCGCUUCCUGGACUCCCUACCUGCUAAGACACCGAAUGAGAAGUCGCAGUUUAUGCGAGGAUUGCCUCGUAUAUUAAAACAGUUUCCGAGAUCAGUGUUGGAGAAGAAAGUGCUUCCAGCAUUGCUCGAAGAGAUGAAAGAUCGAGAGCUGCUGUCGCUGAUACUGCAGAAUGUCUUUCAGAUUAUCACAGCACUGCCGUUUGGGAAAAGAGCAUUUACCGAAAAAGUCAUUCCGCGCCUGCGAGAGGUCUUCCUAGCUCCCACGAACGCCAAGAUACCUCAUGCCGAAAGAGAUAGUUCUAGGGAAGCAGGAUUGAUGAUCUUACUCGAGAACAUGAAGAUUAUUGCGGAUAACACUGGCGGGAAAGAGUUCAAAGACGACAUACUCCCAAUCGUGCACUUAGCGCUGGAAUCACCGACACAUUCGCUAGUCGAUGCUGCCUUGAGAUAUCUCCCAGUAAUCUUGCCCGUGCUCGACUUUUCGACAAUCAAGAAUGAGCUCUUUCCUGUCGUGGCGAACGUCUUUGCCAAAACGAGCAGUAUGGGAAUCAAGAUCCGCGGUCUUCAAGCCUUGCAGACACUUUGCGGCGGUUCUCCAAGCGGAGACGCUACAACCGAGGAUGACUUUGAUGGGAUCAGUGUCACCAAAAGAGCCAAGUUGAAGCCGAGCACCAGCCAAAUUCUUGACAAGUACACCAUUCAAGAGAAGGUGGUGCCGUUGUUGAAAGGCAUCAAGACGAAGGAGCCAGCAGUCAUGAUGGCUGUCCUUGACGUCUUUAAGGAAGUUGGCAAGAUCGCGGAUUCGGACUUCCUCGCCAUGGAUGUAUUGCCCAUUCUUUGGAGCUUCAGCCUGGGUCCGCUGCUGAAUCUCGCCCAAUUCCAGGCCUUCAUGACCUUGAUCAAAACUCUCUCGACGCGUAUAGAGCAGGAACAGACUCGUAAGUUGCAAGAGCUUUCGGCAAGCAAUGCAGCCGCUACCACCACCUCGAAUGACUUCAUGAGCUUCGGCGGCGUCGGUCGUCCCAACGGCAUCAACAGCUCAAACGGGGACGAAGGCGACUUCGAGAACCUCGUCCUCGGCCGCAACCGGCCAGCAACCUCAACAAACGCCCUUGAAGACUGGGCCAGCAGCUCGACCACCUUACCCACAACGACCACACGCCCAGCACAGCCCCGCUCCAAAUCCGAGCACAACCCCGCCCCCGCGCCCUCCUUCUCCUGGUCCACCCCAUCCCCCCAUCCAGGCACACUCGUCCCGACCACCGCCCCAGCCUCCCGCGCCAUAACCCCCGACACAACCCUCAGCGCAUUCGCACCGCUCACGCCUUCGGCACCCUCCGCCAACCCUUACGCACCACCGACCACAUCAAUAUCAGCCUCAACCUUUUCUCAGCCCCUCCAGCCAUCCCGUCCAAACCCCCCAGGCAUGCGCGUCCUCGCCCCGACCCAGCCGUCCGCCACUCCAUCCUUCCCCCCUGCACAAGGCUCUUCCAUCGACUGGUCCGCCGCCACCGCUGCGUCCCAACCCGCCUUCUCGUCCGCAGGCAUCUGGUCGUCUCAACAGCAGCCCGCGCUAGCGAUUCCCAGCCAGGCGCGACCACAAGGACCGCCGGCGACGUCGCCGUAUCAGGGCUUCGGGAUUGCGCCGCCGCCGCUGUUGCCGCCGCCGCCGGGGGGGCAGGGUCGGCAGAGUCAGAUGAGUGGACGAGGUUUAGGGAGGGGGAUGGGAGCGUCUGGGGUAGGAGGUGGAGCAGGCGGUGGAGGUACUGGAGCCGCGGCCGGAGGUAUGGCUGGAGGGAAACAGGGGCUGGAUAAGUAUGAGAGUUUGUUGUAG
Molecule: messenger RNA, 2907 nt
Organism: Coniosporium apollinis CBS 100218
Lineage: Eukaryota; Fungi; Ascomycota; Dothideomycetes
Product: SCY1 protein kinase
Exons: 4
Coding region: 1-2907 (968 amino acids)
Biological process (GO): protein phosphorylation
Molecular function (GO): protein kinase activity; ATP binding
Source: RefSeq, a predicted model, not a curated record